UUCUACACCGAGCCUUGCAGCGAGCGAGAAACACGACCACGGAGGCGCCCAGGAGGGGAGACGCGCCGCCGGCUAGCGGCGUCCCUCCGGGAGAAAGAGCUCCGGAGAAGAGGCGGCGCCGCGGUGGAGGUGGCGGCGCUGAGGGUGCUGCGCGAGAUGGCAGCUGCCUAGCCCGGCGGGCGCGGAGCAGCCCCGAGCUGUGGCUGGCGAGACGGGGCGGCUGGGCGGUGGACCCCACCGCGACCGCCGCAGAGCCCCUGGAAGAGAUGAGCGCAGAAGAUAGCGAGGGCAUCACUUUCCCCGUUCCCCCGUUUAGCCCCCCGGGUUUUUGCACCUUCCCGGAGGGCGGCUGCAGCCGAAGGGGCGGAGCGGCUGCAGCAGCUGCUCCAGGCGAGGGGAGUCAGUUCCCACCACCGCCUCCACCCGCCGGUAGCUUCUGGAAUGUAGAAGGCAGUGGCGCCUCUGUCACCUGCACUGGGGGCAUCUCGGCCGCUACUGUUGCGAGCGGGGCUCCGAGCGCCCCCCGAAGUCGGGGCAACUCGACUGGCGCUGGCGGUGACAGUCGGAGAACCACGGUGGCAUACGUGAUUAACGAAGCCAGCCAGGGGCAGCUGGUGGUAGCUGAGAGCGAGGCCCUGCAGUGCCUGCGGGAGGCUUGCGAGACGGUGGGCGCUGCGCUGGAGACCCUACAUUUUGGCAAACUGGACUUCGGGGAAACCGCGGUUUUGGAUCGUUUCUACAAUGCAGAUAUUGCUGUGGUGGAGAUGAGUGAUGCUUUCCGUCAGCCUUCCUUGUUUUAUCAUCUUGGGGUGAGGGAGAGCUUCAGCAUGGCCAACAAUAUCAUCCUCUACUGUGAUACCAAUUCAGAUUCUCUUCAGUCAUUGAAGGAAAUCAUUUGUCAAAAGAAUACCAUGUGCACUGGGAAUUACACGUUUGUUCCAUACAUGAUAACCCCCCAUAACAAGGUCUACUGCUGCGAUAGUAGCUUUAUGAAGGGGUUGACAGAGCUAAUGCAGCCUAAUUUUGAACUACUUCUUGGACCCAUCUGCUUACCUUUAGUGGAUCGUUUUAUUCAACUUUUGAAGGUGGCACAAGCUAAUUCAAGCCAGUAUUUCCGAGAAUCCAUACUCAGUGAUAUCAGGAAAGCCCGUAACCUCUACACGGGUAAAGAAUUGGCAGCUGAGCUGGAAAGAAUCCGACAGCGAGUAGAUAAUAUUGAAGUCUUGUCAGCAGAUAUUGUCAUAAAUCUACUCCUCUCCUACAGAGAUAUUCAGGACUAUGAUUCUAUUGUGAAGCUUGUAGAAACUUUAGAAAAGCUGCCAACCUUUGAUUUGGCCUCCCAUCAUCAUGUGAAGUUCCAUUAUGCGUUUGCACUGAACAGGCGAAAUCUCCUUGGAGAUAGAGAAAAAGCUCUUAGUAUUAUGAUUCCUCUGGUGCAAUGUGAAGGCCAGGUUGCUUCUGAUAUGUAUUGUCUUGUGGGUCGAAUCUACAAAGAUAUGUUUUUGGACUCCAAUUUUACAGACACAGAAAGCAGAGAUCAUGGAGCUUCCUGGUUCAAAAAGGCAUUUGAAUCUGAGCCAACACUACAGUCAGGAAUUAAUUAUGCAGUCCUCCUUCUGGCAGCUGGACACCAGUUCGAAUCUUCCUUUGAGCUACGGAAAGUUGGAGUGAAACUAAGUAGUCUGCUUGGAAAAAAGGGAAACCUGGAAAAACUCCAGAGCUACUGGGAAGUUGGAUUUUUCCUUGGUGCCAGCGUACUUGCUAAUGAUCACUUGAGAGUGAUACAAGCUUCUGAAAAGCUUUUUAAACUGAAGACACCUGCAUGGUACCUCAAAUCUAUUGUAGAAACCAUUUUGAUAUAUAAGCAUUUUAUGAAACUGACUACAGAACCACAUGGAGCCAAGCAAGAGCUUGUGGAUUUCUGGAUGGAUUUCCUGGUUGAAGCCACAAAGACAGAUGUGACUGUAGUUAGGUUUCCGGUUUUAAUAUUAGAACCAACAAAAAUCUACCAACCUUCCUAUUUGUCUAUCAACAAUGAAGCUGAUGAAAAAACGAUAUCUAUCUGGCAUGUGCUUCCUGAUGACAAGAAAGGUAUUCACGAGUGGAAUUUUAGUGCAACUUCCGUCAGGGGAGUAAGUAUUUCAAAGUUUGAGGAACGAUGCUGCUUUUUAUACGUGCUUCACAACUCGGAUGAUUUUCAAAUCUAUUUCUGUACAGAACUUCAUUGCAAAAAGUUUUUUGAAAUGGUGAAUACUAUUACUGAAGAAAAAGGAAAAAGUACAGAAGAAGGGGAAUGUGAUAGUGAUUCUUUGGAGUAUGACUAUGAAUAUGAUGAAAAUGGUGACAGAGUCAUUUUAGGGAAGGGCACUUAUGGUAUAGUUUAUGCUGGACGUGACCUGAGCAAUCAAGUCAGAAUUGCUAUUAAAGAAAUCCCUGAGCGAGAUAGCAGAUAUUCCCAGCCUUUACAUGAGGAAAUAGCAUUACAUAAGCAUCUGAAACACAAAAAUAUUGUCCAGUAUCUGGGUUCAUUCAGUGAGAAUGGCUUCAUUAAAAUUUUCAUGGAACAGGUUCCAGGAGGAAGCCUAUCUGCUCUUCUUCGAUCAAAAUGGGGUCCCUUAAAAGAUAAUGAGCAAACUAUUGGCUUUUAUACAAAGCAAAUUCUUGAAGGAUUAAAAUAUCUCCAUGACAAUCAGAUUGUACAUCGGGAUAUAAAGGGUGACAAUGUGUUGAUCAACACAUAUAGUGGUGUUCUAAAGAUCUCUGAUUUUGGCACAUCAAAGAGGCUUGCUGGCAUCAAUCCAUGUACUGAAACUUUCACUGGUACUCUUCAAUAUAUGGCACCAGAAAUAAUAGAUAAAGGACCAAGAGGAUAUGGAAAAGCAGCAGACAUAUGGUCUUUGGGCUGUACAAUCAUUGAAAUGGCUACAGGAAAACCACCAUUUUAUGAAUUGGGAGAACCUCAAGCAGCUAUGUUCAAGGUGGGAAUGUUCAAGAUACACCCAGAGAUCCCUGAGUCUAUGUCCGCAGAGGCCAAGGCUUUCAUAUUGCACUGUUUUGAACCAGAUCCUGACAAGAGGGCCUGUGCCAAUGAUUUGCUUGUUGAUGAAUUCUUAAAAGUUUCCAGCAAAAAGAAGAAGACACAGCCUAAACUUUCAGCUCUUUCAGCUGGAUCAAAUGAAUAUCUUAGGAGCAUAUCUUUGCCAGUCCCUGUACUAGUAGAAGACACAAGCAGCAGUAGUGAAUAUGGAUCCGUUUCACCUGACACCGAUUUAAAAGUGGAUCCCUUCUCUUUCAAAACAAGAGCCAAAUCCUGUGGAGAAAAAGAUGGGAAAGGAAUCCGGACCCUCUUUCUGGGUAUUCCAGAUGAGAAUUUUGAAGACCACAGUGCUCCCCCUUCUCCUGAAGAAAAAGAUUCUGGAUUCUUUAUGCUGAGAAAAGACAGUGAGCGAAGAGCUACUCUGCAUAGGAUAUUAACAGAAGACCAGGAUGAAGUUGCGAGAAACUUAAUGGAAUCAUUGGCUCAGGGACCUGAGGCACCUAAACUUAGAUGGGAGCACAUCACAACUUUAGUCUCAAGCCUCAGAGAGUUUGUGAGGUCAACAGAUCGAAAAAUCAUAGCCACCACACUGUCAAAACUGAAACUGGAGCUGGAUUUUGAUAGCCAUGGAAUCAGUCAAGUCCAAGUGGUUCUGUUUGGUUUCCAAGAUGCCGUCAAUAAAGUCCUUCGGAAUCACAACAUCAAGCCUCACUGGAUGUUUGCCUUAGACAGCAUCAUUCGAAAAGCGGUCCAGACAGCCAUUACCAUUCUAGUUCCAGAACUGAGGCCACACUUUAGUCUCGCAUCUGAAAGUGAUACAGCUGAUCAGGACGACUUGGAUGUCGAAGAUGACCGUGAUGAACAGCCUCCCACUCAAACUAAUCGAAGACCUCAGGCAGUCAUUGAAGAUGCUGUGGCCACCUCUGGGGUGAGCACACUCAGUUCCACAGUAUCUCAUGAUUCCCAGGGUGCUCACAGGUCUCUGAAUGUCCAGCUUGGGAGAAUGAAAAUAGAAACAAAUAGAUUGCUAGAGGAAUUAGUUCGAAAAGAGAGAGAAUUCCAAGCACUCCUUCAUCAAGCAAUUGAAGAAAAAGAUCAAGAAAUUAAACAUCUGAAGCUUAAGUCACAACCAAUAGAUAUUCCUGGACUGUAUGUUUGUCACCUAAAUUCUCCUGGCAUAGGAGCUGAAGACUCUGAACUUAUCGACUGGCUGAGAGAGAAUGGAGCUGAUGAGGACACUAUAAGCAGGUUUUUGGCUGAAGAUUAUACUCUAGUUGAUGUUCUCUACUGUGUUACUCGUGAUGAUCUGAAAUGCCUACGACUAAGGGGAGGGAUGCUGUGUACACUGUGGAAAGCUAUCAGUGACUUUCGAGAAAAAAAACCUUGACUGUAUGUGGCUCAACAUUACUCUGCUCUUCAGUGGAUAUUCUGAAAAUUCACCCAGCACAGGACUGAUGUUUUGGGGAAGGGUGGGUGCCAGAUGGAGGGGUGAAGUGAGGUGAAGAGGGAGAAUUGGAAGAGGUGAAGGAAAAGAAAGACCCUGCACUUUAAUACAGUAUUUGUUUACCAAUGCUAAAAACAACACUGCAGCUUCCUAACUGCUUAAAUUUCUACAAUUCAUAUGGACUCUAUUUAAAGAAUGUUUAGUCUAAACAUUUUUUACACAGGGAUGUAUUUUUAUCCUAGGAGCUAUGAUCCUUUAAAGAAGCAAAUGUUAAUUUCACACAAAAGAGAUGUAACAUUUCAUAUAAUUGUGCAUCACUGGAACAAAAGCAAAAUGUGACCAUAACUUUUUUGGGGUUUAUGUUUGUCAAUAACCUAUAAUAGUAAUUCAUUGUGUAAAACUUAUUUUUAAGUGUGCAGAAUCUGUGAGCAGUUGUUUUUACUUACUAGUUAAUUAUAAUAUUGUAUAGUUUUUGUAACUUAAGUUUCUGGUCUAUGGUACAUUUGUUUUAGAGUUGUUUAUGUACUACUGAACUGUACCAGUUGUAUAUGCCUGAAUCAUAGUAAUGUUAGCUUGUUCUAAAGCUAUCUAUUGUGACACACAUUCUUAAAAGUAAAAAGAAUCUAAACAUAGUUUUUGAUAAA
Messenger RNA from Antechinus flavipes (yellow-footed antechinus), 5125 nucleotides. RefSeq names its product mitogen-activated protein kinase kinase kinase 5 (gene MAP3K5). The transcript has 30 exons. Gene Ontology annotation, molecular function: MAP kinase kinase kinase activity; ATP binding. The record is from RefSeq and is a predicted model, not a curated record. NCBI's taxonomy places the organism in Eukaryota, Metazoa, Chordata, Mammalia, Dasyuromorphia, Dasyuridae. Gene Ontology annotation, biological process: intrinsic apoptotic signaling pathway in response to oxidative stress; cellular response to stress; MAPK cascade. Bases 267 to 4424 code for a protein of 1385 amino acids.